Messenger RNA from Zingiber officinale, 762 nucleotides. RefSeq names its product transcription factor MYB20-like. The record is from RefSeq and is a predicted model, not a curated record. Bases 1 to 678 code for a protein of 225 amino acids. The transcript has 3 exons. NCBI's taxonomy places the organism in Eukaryota, Viridiplantae, Streptophyta, Magnoliopsida, Zingiberales, Zingiberaceae.
AUGGGGAGGCAACCAUGCUGCGAUAAGUCAGCAGUGAAGCGAGGUCUCUGGACACUUGACGAGGAUCAGAAACUCACCAAUUUCAUCCUCCGCAAUGGCAUCCAUUGUUGGCGCCUCGUGCCGAAGCUUGCAGGUCUGAUGAGAUGUGGGAAGAGUUGCAGAUUGCGAUGGAUUAAUUACCUUCGUCCCGACCUCAAACGAGGAGCCAUUUCUCAAGAAGAAGAGGACCAAAUCAUCCAACUCCAUUCGCGCUUCGGUAACCGGUGGUCCAAGAUAGCAUCGCAUUUCCCUGGCCGCACUGACAAUGAAAUCAAGAACCACUGGAACACCCGGAUCAAGAAGAGAUUUAAACUCCAGGACUCCAAUCCAGUGACUCGUAAACUCAUCGAUCAUCAGCUCUCCGGCAUUUCUUCACAAGCCUCUGCUUCACGAGCCAAAGAGAUGGGCACGGAUGUCGACGUUUCAGAAAUCGCAGUAAACCUGGAGGAUAGAUUUAAUCCGAGUCAGAGCAAUUGGAUUGUUGACACUUUUGGAAGCUGCAACUCUUCCUUCACGACUGAUGACUCGCUCUUACCUGCUUCCACACACACUGUUCUUAGUAUGAGUGAUUCUUUUCCGCCAUGGGAGACCAUGAACCACCCCCUCUUAGACCAUUUCUAUUAUGAGAGCAUGCUAUGAGCUAUCAAACUCCUGAUAUUGAUCAGAACUAGCUAGUGAAGUUUUUUUUUUUUUCAAAUAACUUCAGUUUGCAGUCCCAUCACU